AUGUCCCUGUCCUAUAGAUUUCGUGUUGCACCCAACACCAUAGUGACCAUUGUGUCAGAAGUCUGCCAGGCCAUCUACGAGGAACUUCAUGAAGAGUUCAUCAAGCUUCUUACAACCGAGGAAGAAUGGAAACAAGUUGCUCAAGGCUUCUCAGACAGAUGGAACUUCCACCACACGCUGGGAGCCUUUGACGGCAAGCAUGUGGCCAUCCGGGCUCCAUCUCACUCAGGAUCCGCCUACCACAACUAUAAGGGAUAUUUUUCAAUUGUAAUGUUGGCAGUAGUGGAUUCCCAGUAUAACUUCAUGUACUUAGAUGUUGGUUCCAAUGGCAGCUGCUCAGACGCUGGUAUCUUCAAAGAUAGCGAGUUCUACUCCGUUUUGGAAGAGGGAGCAGCAGCACUACCUCCACCAGAACCCCUGCCUGACGAUGAUCACUCAAUCCCCUACUUCUUUGUAGGGGAUGAUGCUUUUGCCCUCAAAGACUGGAUGAUGAAGCCCUAUGCCACCAGGAACAUGACCAAGCCAGAGAGGUUGUUCAACUAUCGACUCUCCAGGGCCAGAAGAAUUGUUGAAAAUUCAUUUGGCAUACUAGCACACAGAUUCAGAUGUCUGUUAACUACAAUGCUCCAGAAGCCUGGAAAUGUGGAGACGAUUGUACUGGCUUGUUGCUGUCUCCACAACUUGUUAGCCGCUAGAAAACCACAGAAGAUCACCAGAAGAGCUGACAGAGGAGAGACUGAUGCAGACCAUUACUGGUGGGCAGAUGGAAGCUGGAGGUCAGAAGAUACUCUUGACUCUUUGCAAGUUGUUGGAGGAAAUGUUGGAACCAGAAGUGCUAGAGCCUAG
Messenger RNA from Strongylocentrotus purpuratus (purple sea urchin), 846 nucleotides. RefSeq names its product protein ALP1-like. Lineage: Eukaryota; Metazoa; Echinodermata; Echinoidea; Camarodonta; Strongylocentrotidae. The coding region runs from base 1 to 846 and encodes 281 amino acids. The transcript has a single exon. The record is from RefSeq and is a predicted model, not a curated record.